This is a messenger RNA of Petromyzon marinus (sea lamprey), 2601 nucleotides long. Lineage: Eukaryota; Metazoa; Chordata; Hyperoartia; Petromyzontiformes; Petromyzontidae. The record is from RefSeq and is a predicted model, not a curated record.
UCUUUUAUUUUUCAACCGACGUGACUUCACCGAAAGAACCAAAGAGUAUAGUUUUUUUUUAGUUUAUAGUUUCCUGCCAAAGCCCAUUUGCUUUUGUUAACAGUGACAACGAUUUUGAUUUAAAGCUGUGGUUUUCACACGUGAUGAUGAUUGCUUGUGUUGCAGUCGAAACGUCGUGAGAAUUUUAUUGUUUUUAUAUUUUUAUUAUUUUAUUGUUUCCCUUCUACGUGACUUUACCGAAAGAAACAAGAAUAUCGUGACAACGAUGUACAGUAUAUGUAUCCUCUGUAUGUUCUCCAGUCUAUGUUUAUUUGUUUUCGUCCGAGUGUAAUUCCACGUCUUGCAUAUCUCAUUGCUUUGCAUGCUUUAAAGUUUUUUUUUCUUCCCCACUCUCUUUGUUAAUGACGACGAUUUGUGAUCGAUACAUCAUAGCAGAUAGCCCGCAUACACUAAAACAAAAACACAACACACCUCCGCAUGUUACUUUUCAAUCGAAUGUCCAGAUUACCAAUAAUCACUGCAGCCUUCCCCUCUAUUUAAUUAUUUUGAUUCCGGUAUAACCUCAAUAGCUGUAACUAGGUGUAUAUGCUGCUGUGUCCCUCUGACAGAUAUCUCCCAAUUGUUGAGUGAACUUGUACAUGAUCCCUGUUUUUGCUCAAAGGUAAUCUACAGCCGUCCCUAUGAAGCCCUGCUAAUAUUUCCCGCGGUUCAUUCACAUUGGAUGUUAUAACAGCCGUUGUCAGCAGUCUCCGAUUAGCACGGUUGGCUACGUACGGUGCAAAAGAAGUUCAACAUACAUACGCACAUCUAAGAUGGCCGAUGCCUCCAAUAAUAUUCAUGCCUCAGCCUUGUAUCUUCUGAUGUCACUGUGUACAACUUUGGCGACAGCAUCUCGCGCAUAAGGUUUGCUUAUAUCCGACUACCGCUGUAUAAUGUAAACCCAUCAUCUCCCCGCAGCCGAAUCGCAGCAUGGCGUGCGCGGUGGCCGCCCCGCUGCCGGAGCCGAUCGGGGACUUCCCGGCGUGGCUGGAGGCGCAGGGCGUGAACGCGGAGGUGGCCCGGGCCAUGGACUCGGAGCUGGGCAUCCGGGACUACGGGGUCCUGCGCGCCUGCGUCGGGGACGGCCUCGUGCGGGCCGAGCUGCUGGCCGCGGCGCGCGACCGCCUGCCCUUCGGCUUCUACGCCGUGCUGCGGCAGGUGGUGAAGGCCCUGCGGGGCGCCGAGCCUCACGACGCCGACGACGAUGCCGCGGCCGCCUCCUCCCCUUGUGGCGACGUGACGCUGGGAGGCCUGGUGGACGUGCUGCUCGAGCUGUUCAGCGGCCUGAGCCGGGAGCUGCUGUUGUGCGUGCAGAGGCUGAAUGAGUGGGACGGGGUUCAACCUCCCGGGGCCUCGACGGCCACGGAUGUUGGCAGCCUUGAAGAUGCGACGACAGCUGAAAUGGAUUACGAUGAGCUUGAAGAGGUAUCGACUCCAGUCGUGGGUGACUUCACACGCAGCUUGACAGUGAACCGUGUUAAAAUGGAGCCCUUUGAAGAUGCCGGCAAAGAUUUCGCAAAUCCUGUGCCGGUACCUCGGCCGUCGGAGAUCGGCUCUGUCGCGCAAACUACAAACGAGCCACUUGGCAAACGUCCCUUGGCCGGCUACGCGAACCUCAUCGCGCAGAACAUGGCCUCGCAGCCGGCGGCCAGAACAACCGCGGCGCUUGCGGCCGGAAUUCGUCCUCGUCCGUGGCCGUGGCAGCGGCAGCAGCAGCAGGAGGCGGCCGAAACGCACGGCGAAGAAACAGCCGCCGCCUCCUUCGCCAGAUUCGACCCACCGACGCGGCGGCGGCCGUUUGCGCCGAGCGACGCGACCGCCGGCGGAACGUUCCCGCCGAGCCGCGGGCAGGCGCUGCCCGCCGACGGCGGGGACGAUGCGCCGUACGCCUUUCAUCCCGGGAAGCCCCUCGGUCCGCCGGAGGGCGCCGGGGAGAGGCCGUCCUGGCGCGAGCCGUGCGGCCCGAGGCGGCAGCGGCGGCGGCGCGCGGGCGAGCGGCCGUGCCGCUGCGAGGCGCGCGGGCGGACGUUCUCGCGGGGCUGCCGCGCCAAGCCGCGCGUGCGGGCGCACGCGGGCGACCGGUCGUACCGCUGCGACGUGUGCGGCAAGGUGUUCACGCGCGCCACCGUGCUGCGCUUCCACCAGCGCUUGCACGCGGACGACAGCCCGUGAGCGUCGCGAGCGAGCUGAGCUGAGCUGAGCUGAUGAGCUCUUGCAAGCGGUGGUCGCCGCCAUUCAGCAGCUUUGCUUUGGACAGAGGUAGACCUCUCCGAUGUGUUUUUAGGGCUGUACUGCGUGUUGUUCGGAAUUUUGCCCCAGCAUUUCGCUCCACGCGCUGCUGGGAGCUUUUCUUCAGCUCCCCUCUCUUUGCGUCUGCAUGUGCGGAUGUUGUUUUGCGUGCGCCUGUUUUUUGGGGUGUAUUUGCACGUGUGGGGAACCGGUAGCUUUCCGCACCUCCGAUUCGCACGGUUGGAUACGUACGGUGCGAAAGAAGUUCAACGUACAUAUGUAUGUAGACUCGAACAGAGACCCAUACACUACUGACACAGAGACCCAUAGUUA